CAUACACCGGCCAAUUAAGUAAUUAUUUGUUGUCUUAAUUAUUAGUUGCCAAUCAACAUCUUCUACUGGCCUCCUUUCUUGAUCAAAGGUCGGUUACUCUUUAUAUAUAGUUGCACUGAUUAAACUUGGAAGAAGCUAAAGUGAUUAUUAAUGGAUUAUAUGUCAUCACCAACAUGGAUUUCAGAAAUGGAAAUCGAAGAUCCAGCUGGAUUCAUAAUGAAUUACGAUCAGAUACUUUGUGACACUACUGAUAACUACUACAGUAGUAGUAACGAUUCCUUCUCCCAGCAGGAGGAAAGUUAUACAGAAAACAUGGCGUUUAUCGAUCAAUCCUUUCAGCCGCAGCCUCAUCAUGAAAUAAUAAUCGAACCUCCUCGUGUUAUUAAUCUAGAGAAGACUAGCAGCAAAAGUUCUCUACCGAAAGAUGAGCCCCUUAAUAUUAUUGCGAAUGAUAUUCCCUCAUCAUCUACUACUGCUUUUACAAUCUCUUUUGGAGAUCAUGUAAGUAGACGACCUCCUAAGAACGAAUCCCUAGAGUUUCAUGAUUAUUCGCUUGCUGCUGCUGGUAGCAUGAGGGUUCCAAUCAUGGCCAGGAAUUCGGUUCAGGCCCAAGAUCAUGUUUUGGCAGAGAGGAAGAGAAGAGAAAAGUUAAAUAGGCACUUCAUUUCUUUGUCUUCUCUUAUACCCAACCUUAAGAAGAUGGAUAAGGCAUCCGUGCUAGAAGAUGCAUCAAAUUACAUAAAAGAACUUCAAGGUCGUGUCAAGGAACUUGAAGGAAUAUCAUCAUCAACAGACAAUAAAAGAAAGAAUAAUAAUGCUCAAGAAUCGGUUAUUUGCAUAAUAAAGAGGUCUAGGCUUUCUACUAGUGACGAUGAGUACUAUUCAUCGGACGAAACAAACUCAUCAGCAGAGAUUACUGACUCCACCAACGCAUCUCCUGAGAUCGAAGUCCGGAUGUCAGGAAAUAGUAUUCUAGUAAGAAUUCAGUGCCAAAAAAACUUCUCUAUCUUAGUGAAAGCACUAGAUUUCAUGCACAAGCUUGGCCUCUCCAUCAUCACUAGCAAUGCCAUGCCUUUUGCAAACACCACUCUUCUGAUCACCAUUAUGGCUCAGAUUGAAGAUGAUCACUUUCAUAUGACUUCAACAGAACUUAUGAAGAACCUUCAAACAGCUAUAUUAUAAAAAACUUCAUCAAGCUGAUGUGCAAUUAAGUACUGAAAGAUCUUCAUUGAUUUAGUAGGAUUUUUUCGAUCAUUCCAUUCUCCGUUUUAUACUUAAGAAGGAGGAAAUUUGAGAAUUUUUCAUCCCCAUUGGUUGGGUUUUCUUCGCAAUCAUAAGUACGUACAGCCCUCAAGGUGGACAAUAACGCUUCUAGCGUUUUUUUUUGUGGAUAAUUUUCUUGGUGAUAUAUAUAGAUGGUUAAUUCAAUGAGCUUCAU
Molecule: messenger RNA, 1438 nt
Organism: Erigeron canadensis
Lineage: Eukaryota; Viridiplantae; Streptophyta; Magnoliopsida; Asterales; Asteraceae
Product: transcription factor bHLH18-like
Exons: 5
Coding region: 151-1182 (343 amino acids)
Molecular function (GO): protein dimerization activity
Source: RefSeq, a predicted model, not a curated record